AUGGACCUAAAGUUACUAACAAAGCUGCAAGCCAUGCUUAAGAGUCUCCAUAACUCCAAACUCUCAUCAAACCAGUGUGGCUCGAGCCUUGUCCAAACCAUAGAUGCACCGUUACCUCUGGUUUGGUCCCUUAUUAGACGCUUUGAGUAUCCACAGGGUUACAAGAGGUUCGUAAAGAAAUGCACCAUGCUGGUUGGUGAUGGUGCCAUUGGGAUCAGCGUGCGUGAGAUCAUGGUUACGUCUGGAUUGCCAGCUCGAGUUAGUGUUGAGAGGUUAGACAAGUUUGAUGAUGACAAGCAUGUUCUCAAGUUUAGCAUCGUUGGCGGGGAUCACCGGCUUCUGAAUUAUAGUUCCACGAUUACUUUGCAUGAGGAGGAAGAGAAUUUUGCGGGGAAGAUAGUGGCGAUAGAGUCUUACCUGGUGGAUAUUCCGGCGGGGAGUAGUGGCGAGGAUACAUGCUCUUUUGCUAAUACCAUUAUAGGUUGCAAUCUUAGGUCCUUGGCUAAGACCACGGAAGAAAUGGUUCGUAUGGCUCAUUAAGACUUGCUUAGUUUGAUGUGUUACUGUUGUUAUUCUCUUUGUUUGUUACUCUAUGGAUCUACUAAUUCCUAUGUAGACUGAGAUGUGUAGUUGUAUGAGUUAUGGAUUUAGUACCUUAU
Molecule: messenger RNA, 659 nt
Organism: Gastrolobium bilobum
Lineage: Eukaryota; Viridiplantae; Streptophyta; Magnoliopsida; Fabales; Fabaceae
Product: abscisic acid receptor PYL12-like
Biological process (GO): abscisic acid-activated signaling pathway
Cellular component (GO): nucleus; cytoplasm
Molecular function (GO): protein phosphatase inhibitor activity; signaling receptor activity; abscisic acid binding
Source: RefSeq, a predicted model, not a curated record